AUGGGCGGGGCUGAAGCGCCUCUCGUUCCCCCUCCAUGCGUAGCGGGGCAGCAGGGCUGGAGAGACCUCCGGGGAGCACAGUCGCCUGUCCAGCACGGAGACCCGCCUGGCCAAAGACACGCGCCUCACCCUUGCCAGGAUUGCCAAAUAUUCCUGAAAAAUAUACCUGCUAUUUAUGGCAUGUGGCUUGUAACUUUACUCCUGCUGUACUCUCUCCAAGAAGUACACAGUGAGGAUGUGGGCUCCACCAGGCUGUACUUUGUGAAUGCCUCCCUGCAGAGGGUAACCUACUCCAGCUCGGUGGGGGUGUCCCUGCCCUGUCCAGCAGGGGGCACCCCCAGUGCCAUACUGCGCUGGUACCUGGCCACCGGCGACGACAUCUACGACGUGCCCCACAUCCGGCACGUGCACGCCAAUGGCACGCUGCAACUGUACCCCUUCUCGCCCUCAGCCUACAACAGCUACAUCCACGACAACGACUACUUCUGCACCGCCGAAAACCAAGCCGGCAAGAUCCGCAGCCCCAACAUCCGCAUCAAAGCUGUUUUCAGGGAGCCCUACACUGUGCGGGUGGCGGACCAGCGCUCGAUGCGGGGCAACGUAGCUGUGUUCAAGUGCCUCAUCCCGGCUGCCGUGCAGGAGUACGUCAGCGUCGUGUCCUGGGAGAGAGACACUGUUUCCAUCGUACCAGGUAACAGGUUCUCGCUGACCUCCUUCGGGGCUCUUUACAUCUCUGACGUUCAGAAGGAGGACGCCCUCUCCACAUACCGGUGCAUCACCAAACACAAGUACAGCGGCGAGACACGCCAAAGCAAUGGAGCCAGGCUCUCUGUAAUGGACCCCAACGAGUCCUCACCCACCAUCCUGGACAGUUUCCAAGCAGGGGAGGUGCACGCAGGCCAGAGUAUCGAGCUCCCCUGUAUAGCGGGAGGGUACCCCACCCCAACUGUGCGUUGGCUGAAAGAUGGUCGCCCGCUGCCCUCGGAUGCCCGCUGGACACGGCGUUUGACGGGGCUGACCAUCAGUGACCUGAGGCAGGAGGACAGCGGCAGCUACGCAUGCGAGGUCACCAACAGUUUUGGCUCAAAGGAGGUGUCUGGACAGCUUCACGUUAUAGAUCCACUACGAGUGACUUUGUCCCCUAAGAAUCUGAAAACUGGCAUCAGCAGCACACUGUUCUUCACAUGCACUGUGGAGGGCUCUCCAGAAUACACCAUCAACUGGUACCGCAACACGGAGCCCAUCGCCCCCGACCAGCACAUCUCCAUCCAGGGACAACACAACGACACCUUGCAGAUCACUGCGGCACAGAAGUUCCACUCUGGGGCCUACCAGUGCUUCGCCUCCCGAAAGGGCCACACUGCUCAGGACUUUUCCAUUAUUCUGCUCGAGGAUGGUACUCCUCGUAUUGUGUCUUCCUUCAGCGAGCGGGUGGUGAACCCUGGCGAGCCUUUCUCCCUCAUGUGUGGCGCCAAGGGAGCCCCACCCCCCUCCAUCACCUGGACUCUGGACGACGAGCCCGUGGUGCGAGACUCCACCUACAAGACCAGCCAGUACACCCUGUCGGACGGCCUGACCGUGUCGCACGUCAACGUCAGCAGCCCGCUCAUUCGGGAUGGGGGAGUGUAUCGUUGCGUCGCACGCAACUCGGCCGGUAGCGCCGAGUACCAAGCGCGCAUAAACGUAAGAGGUCCACCCCGAAUCAGACCCAUGCGGGACAUCACCGCAGUGGCGGGCAGGAACACCUACAUAACGUGCCGCGUGAUUGGCUACCCGUAUUACUCCAUCAAGUGGCUGAAGGACGGCAUGCAGCUGCCUGAUAAUCAUCGUCAAGUGGUCUUUGAGAACGGCACCCUGAGGCUGACGGACGUGCAGAAGGGCGCGGAUGAGGGCACCUACUUGUGUAGCGUUCUGAUCCAGCCCCAGGUGUCAAUCAACCAGACUGUUCAUGUCAGUGUUAAAGUGCCGCCGCUCAUCCAGCCCUUCGAUAUCCCCUCUACCUCAGUGGGGAAGCUCAUGUACAUCGCCUGUGUGGUGUCAUCUGGGGACAUGCCCAUACGCAUCACCUGGCACAAAGACGGCCAGCUCAUCGUGCCAGGCUCCGCCUCUGGCGUCGCAAUAGAGACCAAAGAGUUCAUGAGCUCCCUGCAAAUAUCCAAGGUGACACUGAAGCACAACGGAAACUACACCUGCAUCGCCAGCAACGCCGCUGCCACCGUCAGCUGGGAACGACAGUUGAUUGUUACUGUGCCACCACGUUUUGUUGUGCAGCCCAAUAAUCAAGAUUGUAUCUACGGCAAAGCUGGAGUUCUCAACUGCUCUGUGGAGGGUUACCCACCUCCAAAAGUCAUGUGGAAACACGCUAAAGGUGUAGGAAACCCUCAGCAGUACCACCCAGUCCCUCUGACCGGCCGUAUCCAGAUCAUGUCAAACGGCUCUCUGCUCAUCCGACACGUGCUUGAGGACGACCGUGGGUACUACCUCUGUCAGGCCUCCAACGGAGUGGGCUCAGACAUCAGUAAGAGCAUGAUCCUCACCGUCAAGAUUCCUGCCAUGAUCACCAGCCACCCCAACACCACCAUGGCGAGGAAGGGGCAGACCAAGGAGCUGAACUGCACGGCGCGUGGCGAGCAGCCCAUCAUCAUCCGAUGGGAGAGGGGAGACACCGUCAUUGACGCGGAGAGAAACCCCCGUUACUCCAUAACCAUCAAUAAGAAGGGGGACGAAGUCAUCUCUACGCUUAAGCUGAACCCAGCCGAACGAGGAGAUUCUGUCUUUUUCUCCUGCCAUGCCAUUAACUCCUAUGGAGAGGGUCGAGGGCUCAUCCAACUCACUGUGCAAGAACCACCAGAUCCUCCUGAACUUGAAGUGAGGGAGGUGAAGGACAGGAGCAUGAACCUGCGCUGGAUUCAAAGGUUCGAUGGAAACAGCAUCAUCACAAGCUAUGACAUCGAGUACAAGAACAAGUCAGAUUCCUGGGAUCACAUGUACACAACCAGGAACAUCUCACCCACCAACAACCAGGCCAACAUUGUAGAGUUGCACCCAGCUUGUGUUUACAGCAUACGCAUGUACUCCUACAACAAGAUAGGCCGAAGCCUUCCGAGCAAAGAGCUCACAAUCAGUACUGAGGAAGCACCGCCUGACGGGCCACCGAUGGAGGUAAUCCUUACACCAAUGACAUCUCAGAGCAUACGGGUUACUUGGAGGGCUCCUAAGAAGGAGCUGCAGAACGGGGUGAUCAGAGGCUACCAGAUUGGUUACAGAGAGAACGGUCCAGGCAGCAACGGCCAGUACAGCAUAGUGGAGAUGAAAGCUACAGGAGACAGUGAAGUGUACACCUUGGACAACCUUAAGAAGUUUGCCCAGUACGGGGUCGUGGUCCAGGCCUUCAACAGAGCCGGGACCGGUCCAUCCAGUACUGAGAUCAACGCUACCACGUUGGAAGAUGUUCCCAGUGAGCCUCCGCAGAACGUGCGGGCCAUCUCUGUGACGUCGGACGAGGCGGUGAUUACAUGGGCAGAGCCUCCACGGCUGACGCUGCACGGUGUGCUGAAAGGCUACCGGGUUGUGUUUUGGUCCCUCUUCCCUGACGGAGGUGGGUGCUGUGGGGGCCAGGCCCAGUGGCCAAUGCAGAAAUGGGGAGAGAUGCAGAAUAUCACCACAACACGUGAACAGGUGGAGCUGCGAGGGCUCGAGAAGUUUACCAACUAUAGUGUUCAGGUGCUGGCCUACACACAAGCUGGAGACGGGGUCCGCAGCAACGUCCUGUAUAUCCAAACCCGCGAGGACCUUCCUGGUCCACCUGCUGGCAUCAAGGCAGUUCCCUCCUCUCCGAGUAGUGUGGUUGUUUCCUGGUUGCCUCCUCACAAACCAAACGGUGUUAUCCGCAAGUACACCAUCUACUGCUCCAGUCCAGGGUCUGGGCAGCCGGCACCCAGCGAGUACGAGGCCAACCCGGAGAUGCUCUUCUACCGUAUCACGCACCUCACCCGUGGUAAACAAUACCAGAUCUGGUCUGCCGCCGUGACAACUGCCGGCCGCGGCAACAUGAGCUCAAAGGUCACAGUGGAGCCUGCUGGGAAAGUCCCGGCUAAGAUCCUGUCCUUUGGGGGAACGGUGACCACACCCUGGAUGAAGGAAGUGCGUCUGCCCUGCAGCUCAGUGGGAGAACCCGCCCCCACAAUUAAAUGGACCAAAGACAGUGAGGACUCUGCCAUUCCAGUGACAGCUGACAGUCAACGGCAGAUCUUAUCCAACGGCACACUGGUGUUGCGUUCAGUCAAAGCGGAGGAUUCUGGGUACUACACCUGCACGGCCACUAACACUCUGGGCUUCGACACCAUCAUAGUCAAUCUGGUGGUGCAAGUUCCCCCUGAUCAGCCUCGUCUGACCGUCUCCACUACCUCCACCUCCUCAAUAACCCUCGCUUGGAUCCCCGGGGACAACGGAGGGAGCUCCAUCAGGGGAUUUGUGCUGCAGUAUUCUGUGGACAACACAGAGGAAUGGAGGGAUGUGUUCAUCAGCUCCAGCGAACGUUCCUUCAGGCUGGACAACCUGCGCUGUGGAACCUGGUACAAGGUCAAGUUGGCUGCCAAGAACAGCGUGGGCUCAGGGCGCAUCAGUGAGAUCAUUGAGGCUAAGACACACGGAAGAGAACCAGUGUUCAAUAAGGAUCAGCCGUUGCUCACCCACAUCAACUCCACUCAUGCAGGACUCAACCUGCAGGGCUGGACCAGCGGCGGCUGCCCCAUCACCGACAUGAUGCUGGACUUUAGGCCCAAAGGUACCUGGGCCUGGCAGAGCCUCAAGGCCAACUCCACCACUCAGCUCUUCCUCAGUGAGCUGCGUGAGGCCACCUGGUACGAGCUCAAAAUGAAGGCAUGCAACAGUGCUGGGUGUGGCAACCAGAGCUCCCAGUUUGCCACCACUGACUAUGACGGCAGUACAAUCCCUCCCAUUAAAUCAGCUCGUGGAGAAGGGGAUGAUGUGAAGAAGCUGUUCUCCAUCGGCUCUCCCGUCAUCCUCGUUACUCUGGGCGUCGCCCUACUCUUCAUUAUCCGCAAGAAACGCAAAGAGAAGAGGCUUAAACGUCUUAGAGAUGCUAAGAGCCUCGCUGAGAUGCUUAUCAGCAAGAACAAUCGCAGUAUAGACACUCCAGUGAAGGGCCCUCCUCAAGGACCCAGGCUCCACAUCGACAUCCCUCGUGUUCAGCUACUCAUUGAGGACAAGGAAGGCAUCAAACAGAUAGGGGAGGACAAGGCUGCGGUGCCGGUGACAGACACGGAGUUCAGCCAAUCAGUGAAUCCUCAGAACUUCUGUACAGGCGUGUCUCUGCACCACCAAGCCCUCAUCCAGAACUCAGGGCCUUUGAUUGACAUGUCAGACAUCCGCCCAGGCACAAACCCUGUGUCCAGGAAGAGUAUAAAAUCAGCCCACAGCUCCAGGAACAGAUACUCCAGCCAGUGGACACUAAGUCGACCGAGUCAGAGCCAGUCGACGGCCUCGGCACGAACUCUGACGUCCGACUGGCGGACGAUGGGCUCCCACGGCAUCACCGCCACGGAGAGUGACAGCUACAGCGCAAGCUUGUCGCAAGACACAGAUAAGGGUCGCAACAGCAUGGUGUCUACAGAGAGCGCCUCCUCCACUUAUGAGGAGCUGGCGAGGGCCUACGAGCACGCCAAGCUGGAGGAGCAUCUGCAGCACGCCAAAUUCACCAUUACAGAGUGUUUCAUCUCCGAUAGCUCAUCUGACCAGAUGACCACGGGUACCAACGACCCGGCAGACAGCAUGACCUCCCUCAGCACGCCGUCUGAACCGGGCAUCUGCCGCUUCACUGCCUCACCGCCCAAACCGCAGGACUAUGACCGCGGUAAAAAUGUGGCUGUGCCCAUUCCCCACCGCGCUAACAAAAGUGAAUUCUGCAACCUCCCCUUAUACAUGAAAACAGACCCAUUCUUCCGAAAGCAAGGGGAGCUGCAUGACCCGUGCCCAGCUGUGCCGCCGCGGGAAGCCUCAAUCCGCAGCCUGACGCAGCGGGCGUACCACACCCAGGGCCGUCACAAGACUCUAGACCCUACCAAGCAGCAGGUCCUGACGCUGGGCCAUUCUGGGCUGGGCAGCUUGGGUGCGAGCUCGGGCACUGCCACCUUGCCCCAGAGGACUCUCACCAUGCCCAGCUCCAACACUGCAGCGACAGCUUCCACUUCCAGCACGAGCAGCAACCCCACCAACUGUAACAAGGUGGGGGGCUCCAGAGACUCGCUGCUAGAGAGCAGCUCCUCCGCACUGGGGAGACUGCAGAAACAGAGCGCGGGGGCCUACUCCAAGUCAUACACACUGGUGUAG
Anoplopoma fimbria (sablefish) is the source of this 6351-nucleotide messenger RNA. Its product is annotated as cell adhesion molecule DSCAML1-like. The transcript has 33 exons. The record is from RefSeq and is a predicted model, not a curated record. Gene Ontology annotation, molecular function: cell-cell adhesion mediator activity. Gene Ontology annotation, cellular component: axon; plasma membrane. NCBI's taxonomy places the organism in Eukaryota, Metazoa, Chordata, Actinopteri, Perciformes, Anoplopomatidae. The coding region runs from base 1 to 6351 and encodes 2116 amino acids. Gene Ontology annotation, biological process: homophilic cell-cell adhesion; dendrite self-avoidance; axon guidance.